AUGUGGACUGUACCGAAGCCAAAAUAUAGACCCGGUUUGUGCACUGAAGGGGAGAUCGCCGUGAACAUAGGCGGAGUUCGAGUGGUUCUUUUCGGGGACGUCCUGAACCGUUACCCGGAGAGCAGACUAGCGGAGCUGCUGACCUGCUCCACUCAAAACUACGAGAGGAUUUCAAGUCUUUGCGAUGAUUUUGACCCCGGCAGAAAAGAGUUCUACUUUGACCGUGACCCAGACGCGUUUAAGUGUAUCAUAGAUGUCUAUUAUUUUGAUGAAAUCCACAUCAAAAACGGGAUCUGCCCUAUCUGCUUCAUAAAAGAAAUGGAAUACUGGAAAAUAGACCAGAGCGUUUUGGACGAGUGUUGUAAAAGUUAUUUGAGUGAGAAAGAGGAAGAAUUGAAGGAGAUCUCCAGUAAAGUAAAGGUGAUCCUGGAGGACUUGGAAGUGGAGCGGUGCGUAACGCGGAGCCAAAAGUGCCAGAGGUUUUUAUGGCGCCUUAUGGAAAAACCAAGCUCCUCUUUAACAGCGCGUGUCAUUGCUAUCGCUUCUUUCCUGUCAGUUCUCGUGUCUGCGGUAGUCAUGUGCGUGGGGACCAUCCCCGAGCUCCAGGUGCCAGACGCGGAGGGGAAACUUGUUGAACACCCCACGCUCGAUGUCAUAGAGACCGCGUGCAUGAUGUGGUUCACUGCGGAGUAUGUGCUGCGUCUCGCCUCAUCUCCAAACAAAGUUCACUUCGCUUUUUCUAUUAUGAACGUGAUAGACUUCAUGGCUAUCAUGCCUUUCUAUGUGGUUUUAACGCUCACGUAUCUCGGCACCGCGUCAAUGAUGGAACUCGCAAAUGUGCAGCAGGCGAUACAAGCUCUGCGCAUCAUGCGAAUAGCGAGAAUAUUCAAGUUGGCCCGCCACUCGGCUGGACUUCAAACGCUCACAUAUGCGCUGAAAAGGAGCCUCAAAGAAUUGGGCCUACUCCUCAUGUACAUGGGAGUGGGUAUAUUUGUUUUCUCAGCGCUGGCAUACACGAUGGAACAAAGUCAUCCCGAAACACUUUUCAGAAGCAUCCCUCAGUCGUUCUGGUGGGCCAUAAUCACCAUGACCACAGUGGGGUAUGGUGACAUUUACCCCAAAACGACCUUGGGGAAGUGCAACGCAGCAGUCAGCUUCCUCUGUGGAGUAAUAGCCAUUGCUCUCCCUAUUCACCCCAUUAUCAAUAACUUUGUCAUCUUUUACAAUAAGCAAAAAGUGCUGGAGAUAGCGGCCAAGCGCGAGGUGGAGCUGAUGGAGAUGAAGUCCACGCCAGAGACGGAGAGAAAGAGCAGGGAGCAAGUAUCAGCAGCUUCGUAA
This is a messenger RNA of Boleophthalmus pectinirostris (great blue-spotted mudskipper), 1338 nucleotides long. It is a transcript of the gene kcnf1b, whose product is annotated as potassium voltage-gated channel, subfamily F, member 1b. The coding region runs from base 1 to 1338 and encodes 445 amino acids. The record is from RefSeq and is a predicted model, not a curated record. Lineage: Eukaryota; Metazoa; Chordata; Actinopteri; Gobiiformes; Gobiidae. Gene Ontology annotation, molecular function: voltage-gated potassium channel activity. The transcript has a single exon. Gene Ontology annotation, biological process: protein homooligomerization; potassium ion transmembrane transport. Gene Ontology annotation, cellular component: voltage-gated potassium channel complex; membrane.